Molecule: messenger RNA, 2533 nt
Organism: Pomacea canaliculata
Lineage: Eukaryota; Metazoa; Mollusca; Gastropoda; Architaenioglossa; Ampullariidae
Product: muscarinic acetylcholine receptor M3-like
Exons: 4
Coding region: 1073-2497 (474 amino acids)
Biological process (GO): adenylate cyclase-activating adrenergic receptor signaling pathway
Cellular component (GO): membrane
Molecular function (GO): G protein-coupled receptor activity
Source: RefSeq, a predicted model, not a curated record
GUAUGUGUGGGAGGGUGCAUGUAUGUGUGAGGGGACUUGCAUGUGUGUGUGUUUGUGGGUGUGUCCAUGUCCUUAUAAGGUAUUUUUCUGAGACCUUUAUUCUGAUGACGCAUUUCCUGUGGAAAGAUUACGUAACCAUACAAUUGACGUCACCACGCUGUCCGCCAUUGCUAAAGAACUCUGCUAGUCCUUAUUCUGUAGAUUUCUCACUUCCCAGCGGAACGACACUUGAAAUCGGAAGUAAGGAUACAACAAUUCCUAACAAGUCCUCGGGACGAAACAAUGUUUGCAUACCAGGAAGCGCAAGUCGUAUACCGACAUCUGUGUUCAGCCCGUGCAUACAGAGCUGUCUACUUUCCCCCGCAGUUGCAGGAGCACAAACUAGGAACCUCCGUCUGCAUGGUUUGUAUCCUAAACUAUAUUGCUGCAUCACUCCGAUAUCACAUUUAGUAAGCUUGGCUCUAUUUUCUGACACCCUCUUCCCCCAAAGAUAAAAACACAACCCCACAACUAGAAAUCAUUUAGUAAAAACUCUUGAAGCAUUAGUCGAUGAAUAAUCUAAUAGUCGUGCUUGUGCUAGCAUAUUUCUAACUUGCUCUGAUAUUCAGUCUGAAAAACACUUGCUCAAAUAUUCAACACGUUAGAUAACGCUUGAAAUAACGGCAGUUGCUGUUUUUUAGCCGCAACUGGUGAAACUCAAUCCCUUUUAUUUUUAUUCAUCAACCUAUGAACAUGUUAUGCUCAAGCUGCACACUUGUCUAUACAAAGAUUGGUCAGGUCUAAGGAACAUUGGGUAUAUUAAACCGCACUCUGUAACAAUCGCUUACUGACCAUCUCAGCGUGUCCAGAGAAUACCAAAGAGCGGAGAUUUACUGAUUUCUAAUGAAAGCUGGAAAUAGUAGCUUAUAAGUCAUUGGAACAAACAUUUUGUGACAUUUUGUGUACUAUACUGAAGCGCUCUGACAUUUUGUUCUUGCUGCCGGUGAGUUCCAUGACCUUUCCUAGGAAGAAAAGAGAGCCAUCCUGGCAGAGGGAAGAGGACCUCUGACCAGUGUCCCCACGUCAGACUUUGAUGGCAGCCAUAGUCGUCUUGUCGUGGAUCGCUGCAGUGGUUGCCGUCUUUGGAAAUUUCCUUGUGAUCAUCUCCUACUGGCGGGACCGCAGAGUACGAAAACAUUACAUCUACAUAGUACACUUGGCUGCUUGUGACUUCACGAUGGGACUAGUAAUAAUGCCUUUGCAUACCUAUUACAACCAAUGGAUUUUCAACACCACAGUUUGUAAGAUCUUCUAUUUGGUGGAGAACUUUUUGGAGGACAUGUCCACCUUCCUGGUGAUACUGUUAUGUAUGGACCGCAUGGAGCUGCUGGAAGAAGGCACGUACUACAGCACCCAACGAGAGACGUCUCAGCGAGCAAAAUCCAAGAUCUUUAAUUGCGCGUGCGCUUCCUUACUCCUGAACGGCCCUUGGCUGUUACUGUCACAAGGCAAUAACAACGUCUGUGACAUAGCCUUUGUGUUCAGCCUUCCCAUAGAGAUCACUUUAUUCAUCCUUGACUUCCUUGUGCCUUUCUUUUUUAUCACUUUCAUCAACACUCGCAUCUACUUGGCCAUUCGGAAGCAGCAGAUGGCCGUCAGGUCGUCGAUCAGCCCGACCACUUACAAACGAAAACUGUCGACGACGACAGUGCCCAUAUACGUGAAGAAAUCAAGAUCGGGAAGUAAAGGGUUGGUCGUCUCACUCCCAAGCCACCUAGAGGCUCCGACCACCAAAAUCUUCCCCACCACGCUUUCCUCCCUAUCAAAGAGGCAUGGAGAAAGCGCAUCUUCCUCGAACACCGAAAGACCUUCAUCGACGACGACUGCACUGGAGUCCAAAACUAAGCCCGGUACUCGCGAUCAAACUACGCAAACGUGUCAAGGUCAAGAGAAUGUCUCGCUUGCGCCUCAAACCUCAAUGUGUGAGUUUACUGAAUCCAUGCCGACCGACAGUGGGCGGCCAGUUUUGGUCCAGUGGUCACCUCUCUCGAGCGAUACUUCAGAAAGCGAAAAGGCUACGGGAGCGAACAAGGUGAGUAUGCCUUCGCUUGGGAAGAUAAUGCGGACCAGGAGUGCUUCACAAGGCUCCUUGCGCACUUUCCAUCGGCAGUCCCUCUUGCCGUACUUUCGGUUCCGAGAGAAGAGCCAGCAGGAUAAACAGGAGCCUCGCCCCACGUUGGUUUUGAAGAAGAAUCAUGCGGCUAAAGUCUUGAUCGCGAUACAGCUGGCAAUGGUGGUCUUCUGGGUGCCACACCGCCUGACCAAGCUCGUCAAAGCGGCGUGCGACGAAUGCGUGAUGGACACUACGUUUCGCCUCAUAGAGUUGGUCUCCUGGAUGAGGCCUUGCGUUAACCCUGUGCUGUAUGCCGCCCACUCUCCCGCCUUCAAGAAAAACUUUGCACAGAUCCUCGAACCUUGUUUGUACUGCCUUGGCAUUCGGUUCUGCUUUAAAAAAUAGAAGUGAAGGUCGGGCAUAUACUGCUUCAGGACCCAU